GCCCCGCCCGCGGUCUGCGAUGCGGACGGAUGAGGUUCGUGCGUCAGAGUGCAGCAGACACACCGCAGUCAGUCCCAGCCAGGCAGUCCGCGUCUCUCCGCCAGCUCAGCGCGCUCCGUGGGAAGGACACGCACGUCGGGGACCAUGAUUUUCCUUUCGGCCGUGGCUGUGUUGGCCCUGGUGGUUAUCACUGAAGGAAGUGUUGGGCCGAGCACCAACGGCAGCUUCUGCACGGAGUCAAAGGAAUGUCUCCAGUUCGAAGUGGUCUGCAAAACAGAUGAAUAUGAGGUGCGACACUACAGUCCUACCCGCUGGGUGUCCACGGACGCCGAGGCCUACUUUAUGGGCGUGGGUGCUGCAAUGGCCUUCAGGAGACUGUUUCAGUACAUCACCGGAGCAAACGAAGCAGGCGUCCAGAUGGACAUGACCGCGCCCGUCCUGGUGAAAAUCCCCGAGGAGACCAAGAUGUGGGAGCCUGCCAUCUACACGCUUAACUUCCCACUGCCGGCUGCCUAUCAGGACAAGCCGCCCGCACCCACCAAUGACAAGUUGUACUUCACAGAGAUGCCCGAGAUGGACGUGUAUGUGCGCAGUUAUGGAGGCUGGAUGCUCUCGGUCACCUCCAGGCUGCACGCUCACCUGCUGACUAAAGAACUGGAGAGAGUCCGAGCGUCCUACAACCACAGCUACCACUAUGGAGUGGGCUAUGACAGUCCCUUGAAGCUGUUGAACAGACACAACGAGGUGUGGUACGUGGCCGAGGGGGCGCCAGUCUGCACCGACCCCCAGGAGCCGACCCCGGCCCACACCCCGAGGACGCCCCCCAACUCACCCGCCGACCUUCCGUCGGAUCCCCUCCCUCACUCGCUCUCCGAUUCCCCCUCCCCCACCAACCUGUCGUCGUCCAACGCCUCGGACACGCCCACUCUUCCGCCGUCCGACGCUCCUCCCCGUCCGUCUUCCGCCCGUUCCUCGGCCCGGCCUACGUCCCGGCCUACGUCCCUCACUCCGGCUCAGGUUUCGGUGGACCAGGACCCGGCCGCCAACGCCACCGGGCUCGACUCCGCGGCGCCGGCGCUGGAGCCCCAAGGGAACGCCACGCUUUGGAACGGCACAGCGGACACACAAGCAGGAAGUGGCGCCAAGCAACAACAAGAAGAUGGCGUCUAAGGAGAGGAGAAUGUUACUAUUGCUCCAAUGUCCACCAUGUGUAGGUCCGUGUUCUUUAUAGCAGCAAAGCCACAGCUUCUAUCUGUCAAGUUUGCGUCAUAGAAGCACGUCAAUGUUGCAAAGUUAGAUCAAAGCUACUAUUAAAGGCAGGAAACAGGUUGCGUAUUAUGAAACCCUUCAAGCUUCUGGUCCCUUUUUAGCUAAUAUAACGAGAUCCGAGGAUGCAGCCGCUUGAAUAGUUUCCUAAACGGGAACAGAAAUCCACUCAAUGAACUUUCUCUCCAUAUUUUACCACAAGCGUACAAAAUGUUAAGCAAACUGCAGUAAAUGUCAUCGUCAACUAAUAGAACGUAUUUGUGUCACUGAAAGCUACUUUGUGUGUUCUGAGGACGGUGGAAUAAAAAGUCACAAACUCUUA
Molecule: messenger RNA, 1588 nt
Organism: Entelurus aequoreus (snake pipefish)
Lineage: Eukaryota; Metazoa; Chordata; Actinopteri; Syngnathiformes; Syngnathidae
Exons: 7
Coding region: 145-1170 (341 amino acids)
Cellular component (GO): cytoplasm
Source: RefSeq, a predicted model, not a curated record